Mus musculus (house mouse) is the source of this 1735-nucleotide messenger RNA. RefSeq names its product 2'-5' oligoadenylate synthetase 1D (gene Oas1d). The record is from RefSeq and is marked validated. The transcript is spliced from 6 exons. Bases 67 to 1152 code for a protein of 361 amino acids. Gene Ontology annotation, cellular component: cytoplasm. Gene Ontology annotation, molecular function: double-stranded RNA binding. Lineage: Eukaryota; Metazoa; Chordata; Mammalia; Rodentia; Muridae.
UAUGGAUAUAAGGGGCAGCUGACUCCUGAGGUAAGGCUGCAGUCAGCAAACACUCCUGGCCUCAGGAUGGCGAGGGAACUCUUCAGAACCCCAAUCUGGAGGCUGGAUAAGUUCAUAGAGGAUCAACUCCUUCCUGACACCACCUUCCUUACUGAGCUCAGAGCAGACAUCGACUCCAUAAGUGCUUUCCUGAUGGAGAGAUGCUUCCAAGGUGCCGCCCAUCCUGUGAGGGUCUCCAGGGUUGUGAUGGGUGGCUGCUACAAUGAAUACACUGUGCUCAAGGGCAGGUCUGAGGCCAACAUGGUGGUGUUCCUUAUCAAUCUCACAAGCUUUGAGGAUCAGUUCAACGGACAGGUAGUGUUCAUUGAGGAAAUUUGGAGACACCUACUCCAGUUGCAGCAAGAGAAACUAUGUAAACUCAAGUUUGAGGUCCAGAGCCCAAAGGAGCCCAACUCCAGGUUUCUGAGCUUCAAGCUGAGCUGCCCCGAGCGCCAGCAUGAGUUGGAAUUUGAUGUGCAGCCAGCCUAUGAUGCCCUGUAUGAAGUAAGACACUUCAAGCCCUUUGACUCCAGUAACUACAACAAAGUCUACGCCCAACUCACCCAUGAGUGCACCACACUGGAGAAGGAGGGCGAGUUCUCCAUCUGCUUCACCGACCUCCAUCAGAGCUUCCUGAGGUAUCGUGCGCCCAAGCUCUGGAACCUCAUCCGUUUGGUCAAGCACUGGUAUCAACUGUGUAAGGAGAAGCUGAGGGGGCCGCUGCCUCCACAGUACGCCCUGGAGCUGCUCACAGUCUACGUCUGGGAAUACGGGAUCCACGAAAACCCUGGACUCCAUACAGCCCAGUGCUUCCGCACUGUCUUAGAACUUGUCACCAAGUACAAACGGCUUCGAAUCUACUGGACAUGGUGUUAUGACUUUCAACACGAGAUCUCUGACUACCUGCAGGGACAGAUCAAAAAAGCCAGGCCUCUGAUCCUGGAUCCAGCAGACCCAACAAGGAAUGUGGCUGGUUCAGACUUACAGGCAUGGGACCUGCUGGCAAAGGAGGCUCAGAUCUGGAUAGAUUCGACUUUCUUUACGAACCAUGAUAUGUCCAUUGUGGAAGCCUGGGAAGUGAUGCCAGAGAGACAAGAAUGUGUCUUCCUGUGAGCACCCCCAGCAUCUGCCUAGGAGACUCCAGAGUCAGGGGCAUGUCCUCCUCUUCUGUAAGACCUUGACCUAGAGAGGACAGACAGGAUGGCACUCAAGGCUCCAGCGAGGGGCAUCCAACCUGUGAUCAGACUCCAGGCUUCUGAUCCCUGCCUGCCCAUGGACAGCCUUCCUCACAGGCUGCUUCGUCUGCCUUAGCUUCCAACAGUGUUCUCUGGGAGUCAGACUGUGAUGGACAGAGAAGAACGCAAGCUCGACUUCCAUCUGUUCACCUGUUGGGAGGUUAUGUCCAAUAGUGGCUGAUCAUCAUCAACAAACCACAGCAAGCCAUGAGGGGGGGUGCACUCUGAGGGAGGAGUCCUCAGACCACACAGAAACUUUUCAGCAGUGCAUGUGGCCCUGGAGCCCUGGGAAUCUGGCCAGUGUUCAUCAAGGUGCACUGUUUCUGCAACAUGCAGGCUGGGUUUAUGGUAGUGCAGGAAAAUAAAAUUGCAUGCAUUUUAAAAUUUAUGAUUUUAAAACUUAGGGGUGUGUGUGUAUGAGAUUUGAAGCACUAAAUUAAAGCAAAACGCAUUGAAUUAAA